AUGUCCGCAUCCUCCCCAGACUUCGUCCAGGAGAAGCUCACCACUCUUCUCAACUCACCCUACAUCCACUUCAACCAACCUCCUCAGCUUCACGGUAUUCGCCUCGGCCAUGGGCCCGUCGACCUCUUCAGCACACGCUUCAAUAACUACUUCACCAGCGACGCCACUGGCAUCGUGGCUGGCAAGGAGGUAGACAAGGAGGGGUUGAAGACCGCCUUGUUGGCCCUCCAGAAGAGGUGGAACCCAGACAGCGCCAACUUCGUUUCUCAAAGCGAUGCUAGCAAGCCUACCACUAAGUUCCUCUGGACCCAGAAGAACGCUGACCAGCCCACAGAGAUCUCUGCUUCCGCAGAACUCAAGCACGAAGGUGGCUCCGACCGCAUCCACCAGCUCACCCUUGACGGAGAUGAGUCCCUCUUCGCCUGA
Molecule: messenger RNA, 426 nt
Organism: Dichomitus squalens LYAD-421 SS1
Lineage: Eukaryota; Fungi; Basidiomycota; Agaricomycetes; Polyporales; Polyporaceae
Exons: 3
Coding region: 1-426 (141 amino acids)
Source: RefSeq, a predicted model, not a curated record